Onychostoma macrolepis is the source of this 1053-nucleotide messenger RNA. RefSeq names its product SLAM family member 9-like. Bases 53 to 853 code for a protein of 266 amino acids. The record is from RefSeq and is a predicted model, not a curated record. NCBI's taxonomy places the organism in Eukaryota, Metazoa, Chordata, Actinopteri, Cypriniformes, Cyprinidae. The transcript has 4 exons.
AGCUUGAGCACCUUGAAGGAUAUUAUUUCAUAGCACUGAACUGUUGAAGAAAAUGUUCGACAGAUUAGUUUUGUUCUUUUUGUGCUGUUGCCGUCUGGUUGGUGUGUUUGGUGAUUCAGAUGCAGUGAAGUCAGUGUCAGUGACGGAGGGAGAUCCAGUCACUCUAAACCCUGCUCUUACCGAUAAACAAUCUGACAAUCUGAUCAUGUGGAACUUUAAAACGAAUGGGCCUCUUAUUGCGAAAAUCAAUCAAGCGACCAACGAUAUCUCAAUAAUAGAUGAUGGUCCAGAUAAGAGAUUCAGAGACAGACUGAAGCUGAAUCACCUGACUGGAUCUCUGACCAUCAUGAACAUCACAACUGAACAUGCUGGAGUUUAUCAAGUAACCAUCAGCAGCAAGACAAAGAUUAUAUAUAGAUUUAAUGUUACUGUCUAUGCUCGUCUGCCCGUUCCUGUCAUUAUAAGUGACUCCCUACAAAAUUCUUCAUCACAUUGUUCAUUGGUGUGUUCAGUGGUGAAUGUGGGUCAUGUGACUCUCUCCUGGUACAAAGGAAACAGUUUAUUGUCCAGCAUCGGUGUGUCUGAUCUCAACAACAGUCUGUCUUUACAUCUGGAGUGUCUGGAUGAUUCAUACAGCUGUGUGCUCAACAAUCCCAUCAGCAACCAGACUAAAUAUGUCAACAUCACUGAUCUCUGUCGGCCAUGUUCAGAUUGUGCCUUCUGUUGUAAUGCUUCUGAAGCUGUCGCUCGAUUGGCUGUCUCUGUUGUGGUGGGCGUGGCUACUGUUGCUGUUGUAGUUUAUGACAUUAUCACAUCCAGGAAAGGUGUAAAUGAGAGGCGUGUGACUUGCUAAUGCAAUAUAAGAUGACUGUUCAUGAUAAUUAAAUGUAAAUCCAUAUAAUUAGCGUUUUGUUCUUGUUUUUAUAUAUUCCUUUGGCUAGGGUGUAUUUUAUAUUCAUUUUGUUUACUUAUGGAAUGUUCAAAAAUUGUGUAAAACUGUGUUUUUUAUUUAUUCAUUGUGAUUUGUGUUUAUGUAUGUGGCAUUUAAUAAAA